Molecule: messenger RNA, 1014 nt
Organism: Morchella importuna
Lineage: Eukaryota; Fungi; Ascomycota; Pezizomycetes; Pezizales; Morchellaceae
Exons: 1
Coding region: 1-1014 (337 amino acids)
Source: RefSeq, a predicted model, not a curated record
AUGGUUACCGUGGUAGACCCCGAUGCUCUAGGGGCAUUCUUUAUGCUCGUCCCACCACCUACUUAUGACUGGAAUGAUCCCCUGAACGAACCUUCGUUCAUCGGAAUUUUGACCAAGAUAACUUUCCUCGAGCUAUGCAACUUGAUCCAGAAGUACACCGCACCCGGCAGAGCAGUCAGGACUAUCUGGGGGGCAAUUGAGGAUGUCCCCCCGGCAGCUGUUCCUCCCGUUCGGCCGGUGGAGGUACAAAUUACCGAUUCAGAGGAGCUCGAAGGUUGGUUGAAGAACAGCAAUGCCAGGCCUCGGAGGAUAUUGGCGGUCCUCCACAGAGCAGGCGCGGGUGCUAACCUGGGUGGUGCGGAAUCCCCCCCGUUGAACCCGGCUUUCCCUCACGUUGAGGAAGAUGAUUAUAGCAUGAUCGAUAUUCCUGCAGAGGAUUCGGAUUACCAGGAGGGAAAGCACCGGAUAAAUGCAAAAGAACUGAGGGUAUAUAUGCCUAGAACUGAUGCCAGUAAUCAAAGGCUAAUUCAGACUCUUGUUAGGCGUCGCGAUAGACAGCAGGAUGCUAUCGACGAUUUAGACCCCAAAUACAUUAGGAAGUAUCCUUUGGGUGUCAGGGUUGCUGACCCAAACUUCUUACAGUGGACAAUAUGGAAACCUGCCGGGAUAGCAGCCAAGAGAGCUGCUGACGCACUCGCGGCUGCUGGUGCUGGUCCUGGAGGUGGAGGUGGUGGAGGUGGUGGAGGUGGUGGUGGUGGUGGUGGUAGUGGUGGUGGUAGUGGUGGUGGUCUAGGACCUCCACCGCCUCCAGGCGGACCUCCUCCUCCUCCGGGCGGCGGUGGUGGUGGGGGACCAGCUGGAGGCGGUGGUGGUGGUGGUGGUGGGCCAGCUGGAGGCGGUGGUGAUGGUGGUGGUGGGCCAGCUGGAGGCGGUGGUGAUGGUGGUGGUGGGCCAGCUGGAGGCGGUGGUGAUGGUUGUGGUGGUGAUGGUGGUGAUGGUGGUGGGCAUCAUUAG